Molecule: messenger RNA, 1912 nt
Organism: Rhododendron vialii
Lineage: Eukaryota; Viridiplantae; Streptophyta; Magnoliopsida; Ericales; Ericaceae
Exons: 1
Coding region: 255-1520 (421 amino acids)
Source: RefSeq, a predicted model, not a curated record
CUGUUCACGAACGGGGCUUGGAAUCAUACUACUCGUAUCCAGACCCAGUGAAGAGUCUAUCGGACUCUGGAUGAUGAUAUUUGCAGCCUCAUCAUCUUCUCUCCCUGUCCUAAAAACGCCCUGACCAUUUCCUCCGAUACAACAGCUCUCUACAUCUUGCAACAGCAGAACUGAACUAAUAAACCCCCCCCCCCCCCCGCGCGCUCUCUCUCUCUCUCUCUCUCUCAACACCGAAUGAAGAUCAAAAACCCACUAUGAAUCCUCUCCUCAACCCACCUAAACUCCUCCCCCUCAAACCCCCUUCUCCCCCUUUUACUCCCCACCACAAAAUCAAACCCCAAUUCCCUCCCCAUGCCCUCUCCUUCAAAACCCUCAUGACAAUUUCCCGCCCGCCCCGGCGCAUCAAAGCCGCUGCCGACCACCACGCCCAAAACGAUAUCGACAUGGUCAAGGACAGAGAAGGCGUCUACGCCGCCAAGUCCGAUAAAGUCGUGGUCCUCUGGGACCUCGACAACAAGCCCCCGCGCGGCCCUCCCUACGAGGCCGCCAUGUCCUUGAGACUCGUAGCCCAACGGUUCGGCGAGGUCGUCGACAUCUCCGCCUACGCCAACCGCCACGCCUUCACCCACCUCCCCGGCUGGGUCGCCCAGCAGCGCCGCGACCGCCGCAGCCUCGACGCCCUCGAGCGAAAGGGCGUCGUCCAACCCCCCUCCGAAACCUACUCGUGCGCCGUCUGCGGCCGCAAGUGCAAGACCAACCUAGACCUCAAAAAGCACUUCAAGCAGCUGCACGUUCGGGAGAGACAGAAGAAGCUCAACAGGAUGAAAUCCUUAAAGGGUAAGAAACGGCAGCGGUUUAAGGAGAGGUUUAUUAGUGGGAAUGAGAAGUAUAAUGAGGCGGCUAGGGUUUUGAUUACACCGAAAGUAGGGUACGGGCUGGCGACGGAGCUGAGGAGGGCGGGGGUUUACGUGAAGACGGUGGAGGACAAGCCGCAGGCGGCGGAUUGGGCGUUGAAGAGGCAGAUGGAGAGUUCGUUGAGUAGAGGGAUUGGGUGGUUGGUUUUGGUCUCGGACGAUUCAGAUUUCGGGGAGAUGUUGAGGAGGGCUAGGGGGUGCGAUUUGGGGACGGUGGUGGUGGGGGACGCGGAUAGGGCGUUGGGGAGGCACGCGGAUUUGUGGAUCCCGUGGAGAGCGGUGGAGAGCGGGGAGGUGUCGGAGGAGGAUUUGGGGAGGAGGAGGAGGAGGUUUGUGGAGAGGGAGGAUGGGUUUGUUGAGGUUACGAGGUUCGGCGGAGGGGGUGGUUCUGUGGGUGUGGGGGAUUUGGAUAGUGUUGUUGAGGAACUUGUUUCGGUGAGGACGGAUUUUCAUAGUGUGGGGAGGAAUAAUCGGUUUUUUGAUGGGGAAGAGGAUGGGGAAGAGUGGGUAGUUGAGGAAGGGUACGAGGAUUAUGAUGAAGAUGAUGAGUUUGUAUUGGAUAGCGACGAUGAGGAAGGAGGAGGAGAGGAUGAUGGUUUCUUUUGAAAUACAAGUAAUUAUAGUAAUCCAUUGUCCAUUUUGUACAGUAGAUUAUUGAGAUGAUAUGGGACUACAUUGGUGCCAGAGAUGUUUUCUUGAAUUGGAGUUUGUUGGUCUAGGAGUUAUCUUGAAAAGCAUUAUCGGCCGUCCAUGAGGAAUGUAUCUGGCUGGACUCUGCAUUUGGAAGUCCCUAAUUUGUUUUCAACUCAUGGGCAGUAUACAUCCACCAGAGAAUUGUCCCAGUUUUAUCAUCUUCUCUUUGUGAAAGCCGAUACUCACGGUAUGCUGAGUUUUAGUCCUUACAUUUUGAUCGUGAUUUACUCGGAAUAAACUGAUGCCAUUCUUAAUUUCUGUGUGACGAAUUUUUUGUACAGAGUAAAAAAUCUUUGCUUUCGGUA